Messenger RNA from Saprolegnia parasitica CBS 223.65, 516 nucleotides. RefSeq lists its product as hypothetical. The coding region runs from base 1 to 516 and encodes 171 amino acids. NCBI's taxonomy places the organism in Eukaryota, Oomycota, Saprolegniomycetes, Saprolegniales, Saprolegniaceae. The transcript has a single exon. Gene Ontology annotation, cellular component: membrane. The record is from RefSeq and is a predicted model, not a curated record.
AUGGCACUCGUCGGCGUACAAGGCGCGUGGGGGCUCGUCUUCACGACGUUUCUGGCGUACCCGAUCGCGUACCUCGUGCCGGGCGAUGACGCCGGGUCCUACGAGCGCCUUGAUGCCACCUUCCAAGUGCUCGCGACGUCGAGAUCGAUCCAGUGGCUCGUCCUUGCGCAGCUCGUCGCGCUUUUGCUCAUGAACAUCUUUCGCAUGCUCGUGCUCUUUCAGCUCGAUGCGCUCUGGGUCUCGAUCAUGAACAACUUUCGGACAGGUGGCGUGUGGGCCGUGAACCUCGUCUUGUACCAUGCCAUCACCCACGGUGCAUUUGGCGAGGUGUGGACGCACUGGAGCUACCUCCAGCUCGUUGGGAUGCUUGUACUCUUUGUGGGCACGGCCGUCCAUGACGGCCAGUUCCACAAUCAGGCCGCCGUCGUUCAAAAGUCGAGUGUUGAGACGGUGCCAAUGACGCCGUGUGAACACACCGCUCCAUUUGCUCUUUUUCCCGAGAAAAUUGUCGUGUAG